AUGGAUACCAAAGGCAGCCAAAAUCCUUCCCCUGCUAAUCUGAACACUAUUCCUUUGACUGAAGAAGCAGUUGUAUACAUUGCCAUUAAGGGCUCCCUACAUGCAUCUGACUGCUCCGUCUUUGGAUUAGGCGAUGAAGAAAUAAGAGCACUGACAAAAAAAUACCCCGGAUCUGGAGUUGUCGUAAAUGGAGUUGCCAUUAAAACUAAUGUGCUACAUGCUGUAAACUCAUUGUCCCAGCUUGGCUAUAAAAUAAUCUCAAGCACUGGAGAAAAUGAGAUCACCUGGACUCUUCAGCGUGAGCUAUAA
This is a messenger RNA of Cydia strobilella, 309 nucleotides long. RefSeq lists its product as uncharacterized. The record is from RefSeq and is a predicted model, not a curated record. Bases 1 to 309 code for a protein of 102 amino acids. NCBI's taxonomy places the organism in Eukaryota, Metazoa, Arthropoda, Insecta, Lepidoptera, Tortricidae. The transcript has a single exon.